GACUUGUCGUAUCUACCUAUGAUGUGUUGAUGUACACCAAACCCCAGGGAUACGUGCCCACACUGGGAGCCUAUGUUCGUUCCACUGUUCCCCUGGCUGGUGCAGGUGCUGUCUUUGCUGCAGUCACAUGUGCUUCCACAAGCCUGCGAGGAAAGGAUGAUAAACUCAACUACUUUUUGGGAGGAUCCGCAGCUGGUGGUAUUAUCGGUGUAGCUGCACGAACCUUCCGUGUUGGAGUGCCUGUGGCCGCCUUCCUUGGUUUGUCUGCCAUCCUCUACAAGGACUCGAAGGACAAUGGCUGGAAGCUCUUCCCGGGAGUCACUCACAGAGUUGGCUCCUUUGACCACGUUAGCUAUGACUUCACCCUCCAAAAGUCACACAAGUAAAAGGGGGUUUAUUUUUGUCGCCGGCUGUAAUUACGAACCAGAAGCAGUUUCCGGAGCAGCUUUAUGUUGUUUUUCAGAAAUAAGGAUGCAUUGAAAUUCCUGAAAUGCUUGUAUAUGUUUGAAAAAGGCAUUUCGGAAGAAAUGAGUCAAAAUUAUCACAUGCAAUAAAAACAAACCAUAAAGUUUGAACAUCAGUAUAGCUUGGUGGAAAGUUAGUAACACGAAAUUAAUGACCAUACCUAAUUUUAGAAGGAUGUUUACAGUGUAAAUAAAUAUUUAUAAUAAGACA
Penaeus vannamei (Pacific white shrimp) is the source of this 675-nucleotide messenger RNA. NCBI's taxonomy places the organism in Eukaryota, Metazoa, Arthropoda, Malacostraca, Decapoda, Penaeidae. The record is from RefSeq and is a predicted model, not a curated record.